Molecule: messenger RNA, 468 nt
Organism: Dentiscutata erythropus
Lineage: Eukaryota; Fungi; Glomeromycota; Glomeromycetes; Diversisporales; Gigasporaceae
Source: the annotation of a GenBank genome assembly
AUGUCAGAUGUUAUUAAUGAAGCGACUGCAGCCAAGUAUGAUAAUGGUGAUGAUGAAAUUGAUUCGGUUAAGAACAAGAAGAUGGUAUUUAAGUGGGAUCUAAAGUCUGCUGAAAAUAAAAAUUUACCCGAAAGCUACAAAUCUCUCGAAGCUAUGUGUAUAGUGUGGAAAAAGAAGGUUGAAUUGUUUAAGGCUCAAAUUAAUGUAGCUGAAUAUAAGAAUGGAAUGGUUAAAAUUUCAUUAUGCAAUGUGCUUAAUAACACGAAGGUUAAUAAAAAGUAUAAUUUGAACAGUAAUGGUCUUCGGGAAAUGUGUAUUACUUGGAUGGAUAAAGCUGUGCAUAUCCAAGGCUUAAAGAAGCAUACUAGUGAAAUCAUCGAUAAUAGGGGAAUGGUGAAAUGUAAAAAUAGUGUUAACAUUUUGUCUUUCAGUAACAAUAAAAUGGAAAAAUUAAGGUUAAAAGGAUAA